UCUCGGCCGCUCCCCGGCAGCUCUCCCGGGACAGGGGCGCCCCGUCGGCCCCACAGCAGCACCCAGGCCUCCUUCCCUGCCGCCCGGCCCGGGCUCUCCCGCUGCCGAGGGCACCUCAUGGAAAAUAAAUAAAUUAAUUCCCCCACUCGCACCCGCGGCAGGGAGAGGAGCCGGCGGCGGCCGCGAGAUUAGAUCCAGCCCGAGCUAGAGACCAGUCUAGUUGGCGAAGAGAUAGAGACCAAAAAAUGCCACCAGCAACAGGAGCACCUGAUUACCCGCCUCCUGAUGGAGGCUGGGGAUGGGUUGUGGUCUUUGGGGCUUUUAUUUCCAUUGGAUUUUCCUAUGCAUUCCCCAAAGCCAUCACGGUGUUCUUCAAAGAAAUACAAGAAAUCUUCCACACAUCUUAUAGUGAGAUAGCUUGGAUAUCAUCGAUAAUGUUGGCUGUCAUGUAUGCAGGAGGUCCCAUAAGCAGCAUUUUGGUGAAUAAGUAUGGUAGCCGGCCUGUGAUGAUAGCAGGUGGUAUCCUGUGUUCAUUUGGAAUGAUUGCAAGCUCUUUCUGCAAUAGCGUCCUUGAACUAUAUAUAUGUAUUGGUGUGGUUGGAGGUCUGGGUUUAGCAUUCAACUUACAGCCUGCCUUAACCAUGAUUGGCAAGUAUUUCUAUAAGAAGCGUCCCAUUGCUAAUGGAUUGGCCAUGGCUGGAAGUCCAGUGUUUCUGAGCACAUUGGCACCUCUCAAUCAAUUCCUCUUUAACGCUUUUGGCUGGAAAGGAAGCUUUCUUAUUCUGGGAGGACUUCUUUUGAACUGCUGUGUGGCUGGGUCACUUAUGAGACCUGUUGGACCGAAAAAAGUCCCAACUGUGAAAAAAGAUGUUGAAAAAGGCACAGGAGAUUCUGCCUUGCACAAAAACAACAAGAAGUCUUGUUGGCAAACUAUGAAUAAGUAUCUAGAUCUGUCCCUCUUCAAACACAGAGGGUUUCUGAUCUAUUUGUCAGGAAAUGUCAUUAUGUUUAUUGGUUUCUUUGCUCCAAUAGUGUUCUUGGCUCCUUAUGCCAAGCACAAGGGAAUUGAUGAAUAUUCUGCUGCUUUUUUGCUGUCGAUCUUAGCCUUUGUAGACAUGUUUGCUAGGCCUUCAAUGGGACUCGUGGCAAACUCCAGGUUUAUCCGGCCAAAGAUUCAGUAUUUUUUUAGUUUUGCUGUCUUGUACAAUGGGGUCUGUCAUAUCUUGUGCCCUCUGGCAAAAAAUUACACUGGCUUGGUGAUAUAUGCUGUAUUUUUUGGAUUUGCAUUUGGAAUGGUUAGCAGCGUUCUUUUUGAGACAUUGAUGGACCUCGUUGGGGCUGCCAGAUUUUCCAGUGCGGUUGGACUUGUCACCAUUGUGGAAUGUUGUCCUGUGCUCAUAGGCCCUCCUCUAGGAGGUUGGUUAGUAGAUGUUACUGGUGAAUAUCAGUACAUGUAUUUUGUCUGCGGAGUGAUUGUGACUGUGGCCAGUAUCUGGUUGUUCAUUGGCAAUGCCAUCAACUACAGGCUUUUGGCAAAAGAAAAGAAACUAGAAGAUGAGAAGCAAAAAGCUCAGAAGAAUGCUGACUCAAAGGAAGUGGAACCAUUAACAAAUAACGAGAAUGAAGAUGCUUCCAGCAGAACCGACAAAGCUCUUGAAGAUCCCUCAGAAAGAGAAACCAAUAUUUAAUCUGCAUUAUAGCUCAGAAGUCAAUAUUUAUGACCUCCAUUAGGAAUCAAGACACAGGCCAAGUUUUGUGGUAAUAAUGAUCAGUCACAAUAUUGGAUGGGAACAGAUUUUUGCCCUAUGGCAAAACUUUAAGUCAAAUUUCUAUCUACAGUUUAUUUAUUUCAGCGAUACAAAAUUAUGAUUACAGAGGUAGUGAUUCCAUGCAAAGGAAUCCAUCAGACUUUGACUCUGGACAAUCAAGAGUCAGGUAAACCAGACUAUAAAGCCUUCCAAUGACAAACAUUUUUGUUUCAAAGUAUAUCUACUGCAAAAGUAUCUUCUGCUCUUAUUUGGGAAGAUACUUGCAUUCAUCCUUAAAGUAUGGUUAAAGUCAGUUGAAAUAAUUUGCCCAAACUCUACUUACCACUGAUAUUAAAGAGAAUAUAAGUUCAAAGAUUUGUUUCAAAAGAGGCAGAGUACCUGACUGAAAGCACACAGAAACUCUUUUUGUAUUUUGUAUUCUCACUAGAUAAAAAAUACAUGUCUGUAUAAACAAUUAUAUUAUGGAUGUAAAAGUUAGGGGUAGAAGAUGAACAACUAGUGGGCACCAUCUCUAAAAUACAAUAAACAGCUGAUUUAUAAUAUAUUCCAGAAGUAGUUUCUUCCUGUGAUAGCUGACUACAUUGUACUUCAGCAUACGCAUUUGAACACAAAGUACAUUCAGAUGUCACUAAUUCAAACUAAGCUGAAAUCUGCCUGUACAUAAAAUAUUUAAACCCAAGAUUUGCAUUGCUAACAAGUGUGUCAAUUAGUUUGUUUGAUUAUGCAUUCCUAUGUGGCUGAAUGAUCUGGAUCAGUCUGUGAAGCCUUUUUCCUAAAGGGACUAGAUUCAGAAUCUGCUGAAGUUAAAAGGAUACUAACCCUUGGCUUUUGUGGCCCAAAUCAGUUUUGUUGCAAUGACUUCAAAGUAAAUGCUUGGCUUUAUUGGCAAGUCACUAGUUAUUUGAUGGUUUCCUGAGAGGAGAUUUAAGGUCUAACUUCAGGUCUUUGCAGAUAGGUAUCUUCAUACCAGUUCUCAUUUCCCUUUCGCAUGAAUUUAGUGAAAAGCUGCUGCUUUUUUUUUUUGUAAUGCUGCUUUGAGCAAAAAUGCUGCAAGGCACCUUGACAAUGCCAGUCUAGAAGCUUUGUGCAGGAAGCUUUGUCAUAUCAGUUCUGUGCAGAAUAUUUAGUCUUGUGUGUACAAUUUCACGCAGACACUCAUAUAAAUUAAAAUGUACACAAUUGUCCUCCUCCUUUAGACAAAAGAAAGCAUAAGUCUACAGUUUUACCUUACAGAAAUCAUUUAGCAUUGCAUUUGAAAGCUAAAAGUGCAAGCUUCUGAAGGUAAUAAAUGAAAAUAUUUCUGUUGUAUUUCUAAGUAAGGAAAGGUGCUAUUCGUUUUGGAGAGAUGCAUAUAAAUGCCUCAGAAAUUGUGAAAAUUAAGGAUCUGAUUCAUAAGACAUUUAUGCACUGUUUAUGCAGGAUAAACCUACAUUCAAUUCCAGGAAAAGAAUAUCAUUCCUUUUAGUCCUCUUCUAAAUCUCAAAAAGUUGGAAAUAUAGUGCACAGUUGUGGUAAACACACUUUAAAGUGCCAGUAACAAAAGAAAAAAAUUGUUAGUAAAAUUUAGCAGAGUGCUUUUAGGAUGUUAUUUCUUAAUAUUAUUAAUAUUAUUAUGUUCAAUAUGAUUAUUUUAAUUUUUCUUCUAAAAAUUUUGGUUGUGCUUAUUUCAGUUUUUCUGGGUUAGCCUCUCAUAUAGUAUGAUGUUCCACAGUAGUGCUGAACUUUUUAAUUAUCUCAGCACUGUUUUGGGGGAGAAGCAUCAUGAAUCUACUCUCAGCAUGGUACGGAAGUUAAUACCUACUUUUUACCUAAUUAUAUUCAGGAAAACCAGACAUCUCCAAUGAGUCCUGUAGUUUUACAGAAGCAUCAGCAGCAAAAUAUAUGCAUUUCAGAGUUUUGGGAGCAAAUAUGUUUUGGAUGUUCAGAUUUGAGCAGUGUUCUGUGUAAAGGGGAAUGAUUUAGUCCCAGUAAAAUUACAGUUUUUCUCCCAGCCCCCAGCUUCAGAGAGGAAAUAAAUACGUUGCAUCUGCUAGCACCCCAUGAGAUAGAAGCAUUGCUCUCUUUUUUGACUAUACAAACAUACUGAGUGCAUUCCAGGACCUGUGGAGACCUUGUGUGCCCAUAGCCAGAGGGUGAUGAGGACUCUCAUAGACACUAAGCUUUCAUACAGUGAGGAAUAUCGGCUAUAAAUACUGGAUUGCAAAAGAAGAACAGAAAUUUUAGCUGAAGCGUAGUCAUCAGGAACAUCAGUCUGCUCUUACAGCAGCUGGUAGAAAGGCAGAGAUUAUUUGAAAAGAGAUUAAUACAGAGACUGAACAAAAAUGUCUGAGGCAAAAUUGUAGGUGCCUAUUAUCUCUUUGCAAAAAACAGCAUGAUUAAGAAUACGGAGUAGAAGACAACAAGUGUCAGCUUUUGACUGAAGGCUGACAACACUUAACAGUGUUGCUGUUGCUGAGUAAAAAUGAUGAUAAAAAAAGUCUCUCAGGAAAUAUGCAGGCAACUUGCCUGUUCUAUGCAGGAUCUCAGAAUACAAUACAAAAUGGCAUAGGAAAUAAGGGAAAAACAAGGUUCAUUGAGCCACAGACACACCUGACCACUAGUAACAAAAAUUAUGUUACUAUCUCGGAGGAAAUAAAAAUUUCUUUAAACCCUCUACAGAGAUGCUGCUCUUUCAUCUCUGGUAAAGUAUGGUAAAAAAUAAUAGGAAUGAAAGAGCUACUUUACCACCACUCACCAAUGUACAAUUUUUAAUCCUGUAAGGCUAAAUGAUGCAGCAGACAACUGCAUAUAAAGUAGGAAGACAUUUCCUUACACGUCUUUCAUUAGUUUUCAUCUUAAUACUAGCAACAGAAUAAAAACCAUCAGCAUACUCUUGAUAUUACUGAAUAUUAAAGAAGUUAAAAUCCAGGGAUUAAUGAAGAAAAUUGGAACCAUAUCUAUGCAAAAACUGCCUUCAAUUAAAAACCUGUGUCUUCCAAAUAACAGGUCCUAAUGGGGCAAUUGCCUCAUAGUAGAGGUAGGUGAUAUUUCUAAAAGUAAUGAUAAUAAUAAACUGUCUUGAAUCAACGAUAUACUGAGCAACAAAGUAGCAAAAUGAGUAUAAUUUGCCUUCAAACCCCUGAAUAUCACUCUUACUUGCACUGACCUGUAAUUUGUACUGUAAAUCAUUUCAUCUUUACAUUUCCGCUUUUAUAAUUAGACCUGAGUAUAUACACCAUCUCUCUAAAUUCCUCUGGUUUCUUUUAAUUAACUCACCCUCAGUCUGAACCACUGCAGGGUCAGGACUAAGAGAUUCCCCUGCCCAGUGAUGAAGAAAUAUACCACAUGCAUCUGUUAUGCACUGUAAAAAUCUGUAGUCUCUGUCAAUCAGUGCAAGCAAAUCCUUAAUUGGUUUUAUUCUCAUUUAUACUCAUGUAUAGCUCAUUCUUUUCUCUGCCACAGUAUGACUAAGCCUAAUUAUCCUCUUGCUCUUAUUUAAUCAAUCCAGAAAAAAUAAUGCCAAAUUUUAAAAUUAGUAGGAAAGUGGAUAACAUCAAUAAUAUUUUUUUCCCAUUUAACAUCAAGGUCAAAUUUCAAGUUGUUUUAGUGAACACAUCGAGAUACUUUUCUUUCUUUAGGUUUUUUGAUAUAGAACUCUCUACUAGCUGGAGAGUUCUGUAUUGCCCUUUCCAACUCCAGAGAAAGACUUCUCACUAUUAAUUUUCUGUACUAUUUCAGGAACAUAUAAAAAUUUCACCCCUCCCACUUUUUUGCAUUGAACUGCGGUUGCAAUUGUUGUCAGUUCUGUAUUUCCAUUCAUGAGUUCAAAAAAGCAUCUUUUUGUAUGAAAUCCUGUGCAUAAGUAGUCAGACUACAAUUUCAGGAGUGUGAUUUGUGAACUGUUUUGACAGAGCUAGGGAAAAUCUACUUCACCUUAAAACAGAUUUUUUAAGGGAUGCUAUCCUUAUGAGAGGAAUUUCAACUUUUACUGCUGAAAUGAAUGGCAGGAAUUUCACUGAUAUUGUGAUUCAAAAUUUGUGUGAAUCUUAAUGGUCACUUUGCAUAUCAGCAUCUAGUAUGCUUAAAAAGAUUUGUCAAUAUAUACAUGAUUUUUCCUCUUCAAGAAUUCUUGUUCCUCUUGAAAGUUUCCCACUUCCACUACCCCAUCACAUUUUUCAUUUUGAUGUAACACAAAGAAUUUCGACCAGGAAUGUAGUGACUUAUCUUUAAUGCUUUCUUGUAGUUGUUUUUCCCGAAAUGCCACAUUUGCCAUGCUGCCAAAUGCAAUGUUUUUCACUUGCUACUUUCAGGUCAGGUUGUGAGUAUUAGUGGAGAGGUGUUACUGAGAUACAGAAUAAGCUGCAGAUACCACAUAAAGCCAGAUUUGGGGCAGCUAUCAGGAUUUCACUAAACAAAACCAGUGACCACUUUUAUAGAUGAACAUGCUGACGACACUGACAAUUUUGCCUGUAAAAAAACUGAAUCGGGCAACUUUUGUUAGUUUCUCUAUAGAUGACUAUUUUUCUACUCACAGAGAGGAAUAUAAAGGGAAUUUUAAAAUAAUUAUUUUCAGAGAUGGUAUAUCAGUUUUAACAAGGCUGUCUAGAUUUUUCUUUGGGGGGUGCACUUCUGAUAUUUGUGCAUAUGUAUACAUUGAAAGUUCCUGCAUGUACUAUCACCUUUUUAAUCACAAUUUGCAUAAGCAUUGCUAUGUGAUUUCAACAUAGUUUGCAGGUUGUAGUUUUGCAGUUCAAAUUUUUCUCAUCAUCUACCUCUUAGUUGAAGUUUGGAGUCUUGCACAAUCCUGGAAGAAUAGAGUUGACAAAAUGCACAAUGAUAAAACCUGUAGAGACUAUUAGAAAGUCUCACAAAUAUUUGAAGCUGCUUACUGUUCUAUUUUUAAGGCAGUGCAUAUCUAUGACCAAAUUCUUUGAAUCAAUUGACAUAGCUUUAUUAAGCCUAAAGACUUAACCCAUACUUAUGAAGUUUUUACAUCACUGACCUGGUAUAAAAAUUCAAAGUGUGAUUUAGAUAUCUGGAGUCUACUGACCUUUCCGUGAGAUUGGCCUGCCUUUCUUUUUUGUUUGUUUUCUUAUAGUUACUGAGUUAGUGAAAUUAGUAAAGUUAAUACAUCCAGUUUUUAAUAGUAGUACAGAACACUUCGUGUUUUGUAUCCCUGAAAAAAAUUGUUGUGGUUUUUUUUAAAUUUAGAAAUAAUAUCAAAUUUUAGCUUGUUUUUCCUUUCAUGGGGUCGUUGAGGGAGAUGAUCACAACAUAUUGGGUUGGGGCUAUGAAUAAUGAUUGUUCUUCAUGCGCUCUUUAUAAAACCAGAGAUGAUUGUUUCUUCAAAGAUAUUCUUCAAACCAUUCUUGCCUUCUAGGACCUAGUACAAAGUCCACUGAAGCUGACAUAAAAAUACCUAUCAAAGAGCUUUAUCAGAUGUUGGGGGUGAUGUGGCUUCAGUGGAGGCUUGAGCCUUAUUUUCUCCAUACCAAAUCUCAGGAGUAUCAGCAAAUGUGGAAUUUGUUAUAACUGGCAAAUUUGCUAUGCCUGCAUAUUCCUAACUAUUCAGUCCCUAAAUUAACGCACAAUGUGUAUUAUUUUAAUAGUCUGUGUAUAUAAAUAAAUUUUAAGAAUCCCACCAUAAACUCUGAAUGUAGAUUAUAAAAUAUAGAGGACAUAUUUAAAUAAAUAUCCAAACAAAUCUGUUAACCCCAAAGGAAAUUAUCUAUUUCCUUUCAAGCCUUCUUUGAGCAGUGUAUAAUCAUUCUUUUUCUUUCUUCUGGAGAAAAUGGUUUAUGUCUUUUGUGAAUGUAUAUAUAGACAUAUAUAUAUAAGGGAAUAUAUAUGCAGAAGUGGUAUGUGUGUAUAUAUGUAUUCCCCUAUAUAUAAAACUCUAAUUUAUAUAUAUUAUAUAUAUAUAAAAUAUAUAUAAUAUUUUAGAGUAAGUUGCAUAUUGUGCCUGAUAAAUUCAACAUAUUUGUAAACAAAUAAAAUACUUCUACAAAUGACAGAAAAAUUUAAAGCUUUUCUGUAAGAGUAUGUGUUAUUUUUCACUUUCUGCUAGAUUUAUUUAUAGUAGAAAAUCGUUCAAAAAGCUGCAAUAUUACAUAACACUGAUUUCCAACCAUCAUUCAGUUCAAAGCAGCCUAAGAUCACUGAGAAUUUUCAUUGAUGUAGGUGGUAAACCCUACAUUGUUGGUGAAUUUGAUUGUUGGGUGUUUUUGCCAUGGAAAUCUUAACUAAAUGAUCUUUGAACAGACUGCAAUAGACUGAGUUUUCAUUUAUUGUGGUAUGUAUGACCAGUUCGUACAAAGUAUCAAUGGAUGUGAUAUUCUUGUAACAAAUAUGGAAAAUGAGAAUACUCUUGGGCCUACAAACAAUAUCUUGUUAAAUUAUUAUGGGAAACUCUCCAGAACACUAGUCACUAAAAACACUGAUAAUUUAUCAUACCUUUUAGAGGUUUUGGUGUUUUUAUUUUGUCUGCAAGUGGGCAAGCCCAUGAAAAGUCUACAUGUGGCUCUCACUCUUUAAAAAAGUGCUACCUUAAAAUUAUUGAUGGUUUUUUUAAAAGUGGUACACAAAUCACUUACAUAAAUACACUUCCUGCAGAGUGAUAUAGCUGCAUUUUCCAUUUAUGGCCUACUAGGGAAGAUCACUGUAUCUGCAGUUUAUCAACAGACUUUGGUAUUGCUAUGCAAUAAUUAAACAUGCAGUAGCCAUUGUUGUUGUCUAAUAAAA
This is a messenger RNA of Chiroxiphia lanceolata (lance-tailed manakin), 8489 nucleotides long. RefSeq names its product solute carrier family 16 member 7 (gene SLC16A7). Gene Ontology annotation, biological process: transmembrane transport; monocarboxylic acid transport. Gene Ontology annotation, molecular function: monocarboxylic acid transmembrane transporter activity. NCBI's taxonomy places the organism in Eukaryota, Metazoa, Chordata, Aves, Passeriformes, Pipridae. The coding region runs from base 246 to 1688 and encodes 480 amino acids. Gene Ontology annotation, cellular component: membrane. The record is from RefSeq and is a predicted model, not a curated record. The transcript has 5 exons.